Aricia agestis (brown argus) is the source of this 4054-nucleotide messenger RNA. Its product is annotated as guanylate cyclase 32E. The coding region runs from base 149 to 3763 and encodes 1204 amino acids. NCBI's taxonomy places the organism in Eukaryota, Metazoa, Arthropoda, Insecta, Lepidoptera, Lycaenidae. Gene Ontology annotation, molecular function: ATP binding; peptide receptor activity; guanylate cyclase activity. The record is from RefSeq and is a predicted model, not a curated record. Gene Ontology annotation, biological process: protein phosphorylation; receptor guanylyl cyclase signaling pathway; intracellular signal transduction. The transcript has 26 exons.
CGGCCGACGGACGUAACUCGCAUUGCCGCUUCGGUUCCGUAACUUUUCGCGAUGGCGGGAAAAUAAGUUUUCAGUUCGCGCCAUUUUUACACAGACUGUGACAGCUAUGUUUUUGUUUUUUUAUUGACAAGUUUGUGACAAAGCAAAAAUGGUGACGGUCAGCAAAUGGUCGAUGUGGCAUCGGCUGUGCAUACUUAUGGCUGCUCUCGGCACGGCGAAGGGUGAAAAAUUUACCCUAGGCUACCUGACUGGAUCACAAAGAAAAAUUGGCGACAUGAACUACCAAAGACCUGGACGUGUUAUUUCAGGUGCCAUCUCCAUGGCCGUGGACGAAGUGAACAAGGAGCUGCUGAACCCGAUGGGCCACUCGCUGGACUUCGUAGUGGCAGAAACGUACGGCCAGGAGGAAGUCUCUAUCAGACAGGUGGCGUCGCUCUGGGCUGCCAACGUGUCGGCGUUCAUCGGUCCGCAGGAGACGUGCGUGCACGAGGGCCGCAUGGCCGCCGCCUUCAACCUGCCCAUGAUCAGCUAUUACUGCCGCGACGUGGCGAGCUCCAACAAGCGCGUGUACUCGACGUUCGCGCGCACGCGGCCCUCCGACAUCGACAUCUCGCGCUCCGUCGUCGCCGUGCUCAACCACUUCCGAUUCAUGCAUAUAGCGGUCGUGUACCUUAAAGCGCCGAAUCAUGAUUUCUCCAGGCUCGCCUUUGCCAUUAUCACAGCGGCAAACGAAAAGAAAAUCUCCAUAAGAACUGUCCAAGUGUACCGACAGCCAUAUUACUAUGAAAAUAGACGGGAAAACUUCUCAAGGAAUCCCUUUAUUGAUAUAAUUCGGGAAACUUACAAAGACACACGGAUAUACGUGUCGGUCGGCUACUAUCACGACCACAUAGGGCUGAUGUUAGCUCUAGACGCUAUGAAGUUAUUGGAUACAGGAGAAUACGCUGCUAUAGGUGUUGACGUGGAGAAGUAUGAGCCCGAGGAAGCCAUCAGAUACCUAGCUGGACCUCUACGGAAGGAACCAGAGGCUAAAGUUUUGAAGGCAUUUCGGUCGUACCUGGCAGUGUCUCCAUCCCCCGCUCCUUCAUAUACAGCCUUCGCGAAAGAAGUCAACAGAAGACUGCAAAUGCCUCCUUUCAAUUUUGUGAACCCGUUACUCGCAUUCGGUGCAGGCAAAGUGAUUCCCGUAGAAGCGGCAUGGCUGCACGACUCCGUGUGGGUGUACGCUCGGGCGCUGGUGGAGGCGCUACACACGGGGGAGGAUCCCAGGGACGGACGAGCCAUCGCCAUGCGUAUGAGGAACACCACCUACCGGAGUGUUAUGGGUUACUGGGUGCACAUGGAUGAGAAUGGUGACGCCGAGGGCAACUACACGCUGCUGUCCGUCGACCCCACGCGACCCGACGGCCUCUACCCGCUGGCGGUGUUGCACAAAACUGUCCCGGAGGUCCGUUUACUUCGCGACAUGAAGUGGCCCGGGGGCAGGGUGCCUUUGUCCGAGCCCCCGUGCGGGUUUCGCGGAGAAAAGUGUGUCAGUCACGUGGGCGCGUGGGCUUUAGGCGCGGCGGGCGGUACCCUCGCGCUUCUGGCACUAGCCGCACUAGCGCUGUACCGCGGCUGGCGCUAUGAGCAGGAGCUGGACUCCCUGCUCUGGAAGAUCGACUUCCGAGACCUGCACCUACCAGAGGACCAGCGCACUCACAAAAUGAAUAGCAGUAUAGGAAUAAUGACGAGCUCCAACAACGCGAUCACGGAGAAGGGCAGCACGGGGGGCGCGCGCUCCAGCCAGGUCUCCCUCAGUUCCAACCCCGACCUUGACUUCCGCUACUCCGCCAUCUUCACCGAGGUCGCCUUCUACCGCGGCCGCCUGCUGGCCGUCAAGAGGGUCCGAAGAAACCAUAUAGAUAUCACCAGGGAAAUCAAAAAGGAGUUGAAGAUUAUGCGGGAUCUACAGCAUGACAACGUGAAUGGGUUCGUGGGCGCGUGCAUCGAGCCGCCCAACGUCUGCGCACUCUCCGAGUACUGCACCAGGGGCAGUCUUAAGGAUAUUUUAGAAAAUGAAGACAUCAAGCUGGACAACAUGUUUAUCGCCUCUCUAGUCGGAGAUAUAAUUCGGGGUAUGAUCUUCAUCCACGAGUCACCGCUGCAGUACCACGGGGCGCUGCGGCCGUCCAACUGCCUGGUGGAUGCGCGCUGGGUCGUCAAGUUGGCCGACUUCGGCCUGCGGGAGUUCCGCAAGGGCGAAGUCCCACCCUCCGAUCCCGUCGCGCUAAGAUCUUAUAUUGAUAGUCUAUCCUACCUAUCCCCCGAGCUGCUUCGUUCAGCGGGCUGGGGCAAGGACUGCUUUCCUACCUCUCUCGAGGUCCGUGCGGGGUCGCCGGCAGCGGACGUGUUCGCUUUCUCCCUCCUGCUAUAUGAACUGCACGCGCGGCGCGGUCCGUUUGGUCCGGAUGCGCCUGCGCCGCCCGCGCUGCUGCGCCGUCUAGCGCACCCCAUGCCCGCGCCAUACAGACCGCCACUAGAGGCGCUGUCGGCGAGCUUUGACUGCGUGCGCGAGUGCUGCGUGGAGUGCUGGGCGGAGGAGCCGACAGCACGACCGGACUUCAAGGCCAUACGCACCAAGCUGAGGCCGCUUAGGAAAGGCAUGAAACCAAAUAUUUUUGACAAUAUGAUAGCUAUGAUGGAGAAGUACGCUAACAACUUGGAAGCCCUCGUCGAUGAGAGGACUGACCAAUUGCAAGAGGAGAAAAAGAAAACAGAGGCGCUGCUGGAGGAGAUGCUGCCGGUGCCGGUGGCGGAGCAGCUGAAGCGCGGGCGGCGCGUGCUGCCCGAGAGCUACGACUCCGUCACCAUCUACUUCAGCGACAUCGUCGGCUUCACCGCCAUGUCCGCCGAGAGCACGCCGCUGCAGGUUGUAGAUUUCCUCAACGACCUCUACACCUGUUUUGACUCCAUAUUAGAAAAUUUCGAUGUUUACAAAGUGGAGACAAUAGGCGACGCUUACAUGGUGGUAUCCGGUCUCCCGAUCCGCAACGGCAUGAUGCACGCGGGCGAGAUCGCGUCGAUGGCGCUGGCGCUGCUGGCGGCGACGCGCACGUUCCGCGUGCGGCACCGCCCCGACCACCGCCUGCUGCUGCGGAUCGGCAUACACUCGGGUCCCGUAUGUGCCGGAGUGGUAGGGCUCAAGAUGCCGAGGUACUGCUUGUUCGGCGACACGGUGAAUACGGCGAGUCGACUAGAAUCUACAGGAAUGCCUCUCAAGAUCCACUGCAGCGCGGCGUGCAAGGCGUUACUAGACGAGAUCGGCGGCUACAUAGUGGAGGAGCGCGGCCUCGUCUCUAUGAAGGGCAAGCACGACCAGCUGACGUACUGGGUGCGGGGGGAGCAGAGGCCCGCGCGCGCGCCCCGCCCCGCCCCCAUCGGCGCAAGGCACCGCACCUCACUCAAGACGAGGUCGCGGCUCGAGGGCAGCGCUUUGCACAGAUGUUGCAGUUUAGAAUCUCCAAAGAAACUACGGUUUGCUACGGGAAACCAUCUAGAAUCGCACGUGGAUAGCGUUUUUCACCACCGAAGCGAUGAAUACAUGGAACAGGUAAUCGAGGGUCGCACGUCGGGCAACCUGCUGGAGGCGCCGAGCCUGCUGGAGCACACGAGCGUGUCGUGCCCCGUCAUCGAGCACACAUCAGCCGUCUGUCUGGUGGUGCCGCCUCGGGCGCCCCGCGACCCCGCCGCGCAGCCCCUGCUGGCUGACGCUCGGCCCUAGUCUAUAUCCGCCACUCCCCUCGGCAUCCCUCUAGAGGCCGGUAUCCUUUCUGCCACGAACAUAGCGGCGAGUGGGCCAGCCCCUCGCCGCGACGGGGGCCUUGAAUUAGUCUAUUUCUGGUGCACGUUGAGGGACGCCGAGAGGGCACUUUCUCGUACUUAUUUAUGCAAGAGACUGAGCUGUGUUUACGUCAAACGACUUAGUUAAUCGAAGUGAUCUACGUCAGUAUUAUUAAGAGACUCCGUUCAAUAGAAAUUAUUUAAUAACAUUAAACUCUUAUUUCACAAUUUA